Molecule: messenger RNA, 390 nt
Organism: Trypanosoma rangeli
Lineage: Eukaryota; Euglenozoa; Kinetoplastea; Trypanosomatida; Trypanosomatidae
Exons: 1
Coding region: 1-390 (129 amino acids)
Source: RefSeq, a predicted model, not a curated record
AUGCAUCAAUCGGCUGCAGCUGUGGCCUGCUGGAGACCUCUGUGGGAAGAGGUCUGCGGUGGCAUGGGCUGCGACAAGGUCCCUUUGGUCCGGCAGACUCCGAACCUGCACCUCCCUCUCACCGGGCUGGGCUCUCCGUGCGUUGGCUGCUCACUUCAUGAAUACGAGGCAGCUGGCGGCGCACUGCAGCUGAAUUCGUUGACCGUUCAGCCAAGCCCCGGCGCAAUUGUGCGGGUGAUGCAACGCCGACUCACGCUCCUCGUGUGCCGCCCAUCCCGCGCGGAGGGCUGCCGUAGCCACAGCAAAAAAGUCCCCGAGGAUACUCCGAGCUCCGACAACACCGCGAAGGAAAUCAUUCAACCCCGAAACACAGUAGACCCCGUGCGGUGA